AUCCGCCCUGGCUCACAAAAUCACACCCAAAAUUGUUACACUCUUUCCCCCUUUUCUCUCUUCCCUCUGACAUUACUUCACAAAUCAAACUUUCCAAUUCACAGCACCCAACCCAACAAAGAUCGAACAACACUUGGAGAAAAAUCUGUAAAUUCUGACGCCUCCCAUUCAUGGAUUUAUCGGAGCAAGAGGUAGACUUGUUCGGUGAUUUAGAAUUCGAAAACGAAGAUACCCAUAAAAAGGAAGAAGAUAGCCAACAAUCCUCGUCGUCUUCUUCAUCAUCGUCAUCUGGAGGGUCAUCUUCCUCAUAUUCAUCUUCCAAUCGGAGCAGUAGCGGAGGAGCGGGAAGUGGCAGUGGUAGUGAUAGCAGCGGCGGUGGUUCUGUCAGCGGUGGCGCUGCUGGCGGCGAUGGUGGUGGUCGGGCUGUGGCUGGGGCUGAAGAAGUGGAGGAAGAGGAGGAUAAUGGUGAAGUGAAGUCAAGUUAUUAUAAUCAACAGUAUGGUUAUGAUGAUGAUUAUAAUGUUGUUGAAGAAGAUAAAGAUUUGUUUGGGUCUGACAAUGAAGAAUAUAUUAAAACCCAAAUUGCUAGCCCUUUUCCUGUUCCUGUUUUACCCCAACCCCCACCUCGUAACACAAACAACCCAAGCAGAGGUGGUUUUGGGCGUGGUGGUAGGUGGCAAAAUGACAGAGGAGGAGCUGGCAUCCUUCCUAGGCCUGGAGGCCCUGGACCUUUUGCACAGAGGCAAAAUUACGGAUAUGGGUCUAAGUUUUAUGCCCCUCGUAAUGAUGAACGCUUUGUUUCUGAACUCAAGUUUUCAAAGAGUGAAGAAACAUUAUCAAGGAAAGUCAUAGCAUUUCAAGAGCCCUCUGAACUUGGUUGCUAUAGCCGUGUGGAAAGUGGAGAAGUUUACUUUGAUGAUAGUAGUUUGAGGCUUUUCAAGAGACUUAUUACCGAAGAUGUAGGUGCUGAUUUAAACCAAGGUUUUGAUACUUUUAUCGAGAAGAAAGAUUUGGGAUCCCAGGGCUUUGGUGAUCUACUUGCUUGCAUUCGAAGCAAAAAUAUUCCCUUACAAAAUAUGCACUUUGUGACUUAUCGAAACAACCUCAACAAGAUAUUGGCAACUGCUUAUUUGAGGCAUGAGCCAUGGGAAAUGGGAGUUCAUAAAAGGAAAGGUGUUGUGUAUCUUGAUGUACAUAAAUUGCCUGAAAGGCCACAAAGUGAGCUCGAUCGUAGGAGGUGUUAUUGGGGAUAUUGUUUUGAGACACUUGCUACUGAAGAUCCAACAAGAGAUGAUGGAGAAGGGAUACAUGAUGUGAAUGCAAAUGUUGAAUAUUGUUCUGUGAUUAAAACCAAAUUAGGUGCACACAGGAUUUUAAUGGGUGCUGAAAUGGAUUGCUGUGAUUCAACUGAUGAAGGAAGGAGAUUCUAUGUGGAAUUGAAAACAAGUCGUGAGUUGGAUUACCACACUGAAGAAAGAUUUGAGAGGGAAAAGCUACUCAAGUUUUGGAUCCAGUCUUUUCUUGCUGGUGUCCCUUAUAUCGUCAUUGGAUAUAGGGAUGAUUCUGGUAGGCUUGUACGUACAGAGAGAUUAAGAACAAAAGAUAUAACACAUAGGGUCAAAAUGAAAAAUUAUUGGCAGGGAGGGGUAUGCUUAGCGUUUGCUGAUGAGGUUUUAUGCUGGCUUUAUGGCACUGUUAAAGAGAAUGAAGACUACAUAUUGCAAUUUGCUGCACCGUUUACCCGUUUGGAGCUUCUACAGGCACAAUCUUGCCCACAAGAAAUAACUGAUCAUGUUCAACAACUAUGAAUAUGAAACUCUUUCUUGAACAAAUCAUGAAAAAAGAUUUACCUAAAUUAAGUUUAAGACCAUAUUAUAUAUAGAUGGAAGAAUGCCCUGAGGCCAAAAAUGCCUCUUUUGAAAUCUGGGCAUGUUGAUUUUCAGCAGGAUAUAUUAUAUAUAUAAUAUAUUUGUAGGCAUAGCUCAACAGAUGAGGGAAAUUGGAUGUUUAAAUUUGAAUAUUUGAUAAUAACAUAUUAUUAUGUACUUGUAAUGAAUUGAAUGAUCUAACUUUUUAUUUUUUCUACUAGUAUUUGUUUUGUUGUGG
Lactuca saligna is the source of this 2106-nucleotide messenger RNA. Lineage: Eukaryota; Viridiplantae; Streptophyta; Magnoliopsida; Asterales; Asteraceae. The record is from the annotation of a GenBank genome assembly.